This is a messenger RNA of Lycium barbarum (goji berry), 1806 nucleotides long. Its product is annotated as U-box domain-containing protein 26-like. The transcript has a single exon. Gene Ontology annotation, molecular function: ubiquitin protein ligase activity. The record is from RefSeq and is a predicted model, not a curated record. The coding region runs from base 447 to 1673 and encodes 408 amino acids. Gene Ontology annotation, biological process: protein ubiquitination. NCBI's taxonomy places the organism in Eukaryota, Viridiplantae, Streptophyta, Magnoliopsida, Solanales, Solanaceae.
UUUUGCUUUACUUAGAUAAGGCCUACUCCUCCUUUUAGCCAACUCUUGUGUCUGUAUCUCUUUGUUCUCUUCUGAUUUUUCAAUCUUCCCACUAACAUUUGGCCUACUACUUCCCUCAUUUCAUGUGCUUUGUUCCUCUUCAAACUCACAAUCUUUGGCCUACUCUUCCACCAUUUUUUUCUACUUUCUUGAAUCUAUAGAUAGACAGAACAGUUUAUAAGGAUUCUUAUAAUCUUACAUAGUCAAGUAAAGUUCUGAUCGUUCUUGGCUUAUCCAUUCAAAUGUCUCUCAGACAGUUCAUUUUGUUAUUCGUAAAAACUCAAUGUUCUAACUCUAUUGUCAUUUCUACACACCCCCUUUAGACUUAAACUAAAAUCCCACUUCAAAGUUUUCGUAUUUACUUGAAUCCUUCAAGUAUAUAAUUGAUUCUUGGAAUUUUUUAUCCAAUGGAGGAGCCUGAUAUGGGAAUUCCUCCCUUGUUUAGGUGUCCAAUAAGUCUAGAUUUAUUUAAAGAUCCAGUCACUUUAUGCACAGGCCAAACAUAUGAUAGAUCCAGCAUUGAAAAAUGGCUUUCUUCUGGUAAUUCAACUUGUCCUGUUACAAUGCAGAAGCUUCAUGAUUCUUCUAUUGUACCAAACACGACUCUUCGCCAUUUGAUCGAUCAAUGGCUUCAAAUAAACUGCAGCCAUGGUUAUGAUCUUGAUUACUUUCAAACAGUCGAUGAUUCAUUUGUUAUUCUCAAGCAUAAUCUUCAGUCAAAGGAAUCUACAUUUGAGACGAAAGUUGAAGCACUAGAGAAAGUUCUUGCUUUAUCAGAAAAUUUGCCUUUCGAAAACUGUCCCUUGAUUCAGCUCGAUUUCUUCCAAAUGAUUCUUGAGUUAGCCUUGGAAAAUGCAGUUGAAAGUUCAAAUUUUGAAGAUAAUCUCAUGUUUGUGGAGAAAGCACUAAGUUGUGGACUGAAAUUGUUACCAUUUAGUGACUUGGGAACUCUCAACAUGCUCAAAGAAGAUGAAUCCAAGUUUACAAACUUCUUGAUUUUGUUCAAGAAAGGUACUUUUUUCAUCAAGAAAAGCUUGUGUCAUUUCAUAUUGACAAUUUCAUCAUCAUUGCAGUUAAAAGAACUUUUAUCCAUGUUGGGUAAAUCCAAAAUUCUGAUUCAAGAACUUCUUCAUCUUAUUGAGAACAAACUAGAUGGUUCUGAAGAAUCAAUCAGAGCUCUUUAUGCAUUAUCUUCUCUCGAUCAGAAUCGUGAAGUUAUAGUGAAGGAAAGUGCAGUUAAGGCACUCAUAACAUACAUUAUGAAUACUCCAAAGUGCCUAUUAUAUAGAAGCUUUUUAGCACCAAUAAUGGCAAUGAAAACAAUUGAGACAUUGUUAGUCGUACAAAGUGCAAAAGAGGAAGUUUUGAACCACCCAAAUGGUGUUAGUGAAAUUGUGAAGAUGGUAUUUAGAGUUUCAUCAGAUAAUGAAGCAAGUGAAAGUGCAGUGAAUUGUUUAAUCAUUUUGUGUCAAGAUUUAAUGGAUGCUAGAGAAGAAGCUAUUUGUUGUGGGGUUUUGACUAAAUUGUUGUUACUCCUACAAAGCCAGUGUACUGAAAGGACCAAAAAUAAGGCAAGAAUGUUGCUCAAGUUGUUGAGAUCCAUGUGCACUGGGGACCAAAAACAAGCCUUCUAGAUUCAUAUAUUAUUACAUGAUUUUACAGUUGAUGUGCUCAUUGUCUUUGGCUGUCUUUGCUAUUAAAAUUGUAUCUAAAAUCAUAUAAAGAGUUUUUCUACAACGACAAUAAAUAUGUCUUAGUUCCAAACAA